Artibeus jamaicensis (Jamaican fruit-eating bat) is the source of this 699-nucleotide messenger RNA. Its product is annotated as protein FAM177A1-like. The transcript has a single exon. The coding region runs from base 1 to 699 and encodes 232 amino acids. The record is from RefSeq and is a predicted model, not a curated record. NCBI's taxonomy places the organism in Eukaryota, Metazoa, Chordata, Mammalia, Chiroptera, Phyllostomidae.
AUGGAAGUGGGCUUAUCAGCCAUUACCUUCUAUCUAGCCAGCGCCAGCAGCCCUGUGGUGGUGACAACGAUGGACCUGGAGCCAGUGAGCUCUUCUGAAGGAGGAGAAGGGGUCACAGUCUUGGGAGCUGCUGCCGUGCAGGCAUUCAGGGAUGUGGCAUGGCAAAAGAGUAAGGAAAGAGACUUUGAAAAUGUAGAGCUGGGAGUCACCAGGACAAAGAAGAAAGUCCCAAGGAGGGUCAUCCACUUUGUCAGUGGUGAAACAAUGGAAGAAUACAGCACAGAUGAAGAGGACGUUGAUGGUCUGGAAAAGAAAGAUGAUUUGCCUAAUGUUGAUCCGAAAAGGCUUACCUGGGGCCCGUAUUUAUGCUUUCACAUGCACCGCGCUGCUACAUCAACCCUCUCGGCGUGUGACUUUCUUGGAAAGAGGAUUGCAUCUGUUUUUGGCAUAAGGAGCCCAAAACACCAAUACACCAUUGAUGAGGGUUACCAGAUGAAGAGGGAGGAAGAAAAGGAAGAAGACGGGAUGCCUGAAGAGGUAGAAAAACAGCAUCAACAACACCAGGCUGGCUCCACUGUUCAGACAGAUCAACCAGAAACAGCGAUAUCCAGUUCAUUUGUGAAUCUCAGUUUGGAAAUGGAGGGAGAUUGUGAAGGAAUUACAGAAAGCAAACAAAAUUCAGUCUCUGUCCCACCAUAA